AUCCAGCUCUGUUGUGGAUGAGAGGGAUCGAGGCUGCCUCUCACAACAGCGCACCGUCGCAUUUACUCAUUAGUGACAAUCGACGACAUAACGUUACAAGAAGUAACUUUUGAAUCAGUUCGGAUAGGCCGAUCUUCUGUUAUUGGUGGCUGGGGGGGGGACGUUCCGGGCAGCAGCCUGCCAGCUGAUAUCAGGUUGUGAACGGACUCCCUGCAAGCGGGCACGUUGCACGCAGAACAGCGUUAUUCCGCCGCGGCUCGGACUACUGCACAACCCCGCUGGAUGACGCGGAUUAACUGAAGAAACGGAGGUGUCGCAUCUUAAGUGUUGUGCCUCUGCGGUGAUAAAUGUCAGCCAGUCCUGAUAUUUGCAUGGGUCUUUCUCCUCAACCGAAAGAUCUCCCCUGGCGGACUGAACAAACGAGUCGACUGUAACGAAGCUACGCCUGUCCUCGGUGUGCUUGUGGUCUGACGGAACUCACAGACAUCAAAGCUCCCUCUUCUUGCUGUCUCCUCCUUCUGCUUCUGUUAGAGUGGGGGAUGUCUUUUUUCUAACACCUCUCAGCCUACUAAUCUACUAGAUUUGUACAACUGCGUCUCAACACUGGACAUGGAGGACUAUGACGUUCGCUCGGCCGCCAGCAUCCUGGCCUCGGUGAAAGAGCAGGAGGAGCGUUUCGAGCAGCUGACCCGAGCCCUCGAGGAGGAGCGUCGCAACGUCACGCUGCAGCUGGAGCGCUCCGCCGCUCCUCCCAACCCGCCUACCAUCCAGCCGCCGGCGUGGCAGCAGGUGGUGAUGCAGGAGCAGAGCCCCAGCAACGCCACGUCCCUGGCUAUGAUGCAGGAGCCACAGGAGGUGGUGGAGGAGACGGUCACCAUAGAGGAGGACCCCGGCACCCCCACCUCCCACGUCUCCGUGGUCACCUCUGAUGACGGCACCACGCGGCGCACCGAAACCAAGGGUAUCUCAUCUAACCUGAAGGUGACAAAGAUGGUGAAGACGGUGACCACGCGGACGGUGCGCCAGGUGCCCCUGGGGCCCGACGGCUUGCCCCUGCCCGAAGGCUCCUCCCCACUGGGCAGCUACACCGACUCCAUCGACCGGCGCUACAUGAAGAAUGGAGGCGACCGCUUCAUCACCCCUCAAGCCACCUCCACCCUGACGCGCUCCUACAACAACUCUUACAACGACUCGUAUGGCGAGGCGCCCGAGAGCCAGUACGUCCGCCACUACGGCCUGCACGACGGCUACGUCGAUCUGACCGACAACUACGGCAGCCUGUCCCGCGGCGUCAACUUCCGGCCGCCGCGCUACCCCUACCUGCCCAACAGCUACCGGCCGGAGAACAGCUACACGCUGCCCAUUCGCAAGGACGACUACGGCCACGUGGCCCAGCCGCAGGUGCCUGUGGGCAGCAGCGCCGUGGACCUGAACCGCUCGCAGCCGGAGCGCUUCCAGGCGGAGCCGUACGGCCUGGAGGACGACCGGCGCAGCUUGGGCCCCGAAGAGGAGGAGCCGUACGAGCUGGAGCCCGACUAUUCCACCGCCAACCGCCGCACCCUGCAGGGCGCCAACCGGGGUCGCACCCACCGGGAGCCUCUUCGGGACAUGCCCCGGGUCAGAGGGUACCCAGACGAGGCCAUUGAGGCAGAGCUGAUCGACGAGCGCCACCCCUACAUCCACGGCAUGUAUUCGGCGCCACUGGCCCAGCCGGAGAGGGGGAGCAUGGCCAGUCUGGACCGCAUGGGCGGCCGGCGCUCGCCGUCCAUCGACAGCAUCCGCAAGGACCCGCGCUGGCGUGACCCGGACCUCCCCGAGGUCAUCGCCAUGCUGGGCCACCCCAUCGACCCGGUCAAGUCCAACGCCGCCGCUUACCUGCAGCACCUGUGCUACGAAAAUGACAAGAUCAAGAAGGACGUGCGUCAGCUGAAGGGGAUUCCGGUCCUGGUGGGGCUUUUGGACCACCCCAAAUCCGAGGUCCACCGCAAGGCCUGCGGGGCCCUGCGCAACAUCUCCUACGGCAAGGACAAUGACAACAAGGUGGCCAUCAAGGUCUGCGACGGCAUCCCGGCCCUCGUCCGCCUGCUGAGGAAGACCAACGACAUGGAAGUUCGGGAGCUCAUCACCGGGACCUUGUGGAAUCUGUCGUCCUAUGAACCCCUGAAGAUGGUGAUCAUCAACCACGGUUUGCAGACCCUCACCAACGAGGUUAUUAUUCCGCAUUCGGGCUGGGAGCACGAGCCCAACGAGGAUUCCAAGCCCCGCGAUGCCGAGUGGACCACCGUCUUCAAGAACACCUCUGGCUGCCUCAGGAACGUGAGCUCAGAUGGGGCAGAGGCUCGGCGCAGACUGAGGGAAUGCGAGGGAUUGGUGGACGCCUUGCUGCACGCUCUCCAAUCAGCUGUAGGGAAGAAAGACAUGGACAACAAGUCUGUGGAGAACUGUGUUUGCAUCAUGCGGAACUUGUCCUACCACGUCCACAAAGAGGUGCCGGGGGCCGAAAGGUUCACGGACCCCUCGGCGCUGCACGCUCCUGGCUCUACAGGGCCGCAGAGGAAGAAAAAGGAUGACGCCGGCUGCUUCGGAGGCAAGAAGGCCAAAGAGGAAUGGUUUAAUCAAGGUCGGAAGAACGGUGAGAACGACAAAAACUACGACACGCUGGACCUUCCCAAGCGCUCAGAGCCGUCAAAAGGCUUUGAGCUGCUGUAUCAGCCUGAAGUUGUGAGGCUCUACCUAUCUCUGCUGACGGAGAGCCAGAACUACAACACCCUGGAGGCCGCCGCCGGGGCUCUGCAGAACCUCAGCGCUGGACAGUGGACCUGGUCCAACUACAUUCGAGCCACGGUGCGUAAGGAGAAGGGUCUUCCCAUCCUGGUGGAGUUGCUGCGCUCUGACUCCGACAAGGUGGUCCGAGCCGUGUCCAUCGCCCUGCGCAAUCUGUCCAUCGACCGCCGCAACAAGGACCUGAUCGGGAGUUAUGCCAUGCGGGACUUGGUGAGCAACCUGCCAAGCGGCCAGCAGCGGCCCGCCAAGAACCUGGAGGAGGACACCGUGGUCGCCAUCCUCAACACGAUCCACGAGAUCGUAACGGACAGCUCUGAGAACGCGCGCUCCCUCGCCCAGGCUCAGGCCAUUGAGAAGCUGGUCGCCAUCAACAGGACUAGCCAAUCGGCUCGCGAAACCAAGGCGGCGUCCCACGUGCUGCAGACGGUCUGGAGUUACAAGGAGCUGAGGAACGCUUUGACCAAGGACGGCUGGAACAAAAGCCACUUCCAGACCACGAUGGCUACCACCCCGAAAGCAACCAAGAACGGCAAGCCAGGCUACGACGACACCACCCUGCCCCUGAUGGAGAAGAACCAAGAUGGUUACUCCACCAUUGACCAGAGGGACAAGGACUGCAAAUACAAGACAGUGGACGGCUCGGUGGACCAGACGGAACGGGAGCCAUUAAAGAAUGACACAAAUAGGAAACACUAUAUCAGGACUAACAGGCCUGCAGUCAGUCUGGUGGACGCUUGUGACGUUAAGCCGCAGCCUGUUGACUCCUGGGUCUAAAUGCAUGCAUGGCUUAAAGUAAAGACGCCCCAGCUAGAGAAGGAUCUCUCAUAUCAUCACUGCCAUUUGAAGUGGAGCUCAUCUUUGGAGUUGGACUUUGUACAGAAAAGAGGAUUUAAAGAGAAACCUAUGACGAGGACAGCAACUACCCAGCAGCAGUCAAGAUUUUCAUGCUUUUCAGAAAAAGUAAAAAAAAUAAAAAAAGUGACUAUUCCUAAUACUUUCUCAAAUCUACAUUCCCACUGGACUUCAUGUGAAUUUUACCGUGUUGAGCUCUGCCGGUGACCAGGAGCAGAUGAAGGGCCGGUGCAGGUGAAGGACUGGACAGGGGAAGGGCGAAAAACGUGAGGCGGAGGAAAUCAAUAGAAAAGGAAUGUGUGUUAGAAGGAAAUUUGGGGGAAGCUUGAAUGGAUGGUUUCUGCAUUUCAGUUUUCACAUCUGGAUGUGAAACACACCUCUGGAUUUUGUACGUUUUGCAGGACUUUUCUGCUAGUUUGUUGUCAGGCUUUGUUAGUUUGAUAUGAACAGGUGAUGUUUGAAGGUCACAGAAUGUUGUUUGCACAUUGGUGGGAUGGACACGAGAAAGUAAAAUAAGAGGAGAAGAACUGUACUAUAGCGGAUAAACACACACACGCAGCCGUCUGCUCUUGUAGACUCACAAUGCUUUUGGUCUUUGUUUUUUUUUAAGUGCAUUGAGAUGCUUAAAAAAAAGAAAAAAAAAAGUUGAUUGACAGGUGAUGUUCAUUUAUGAAGUGAGGAUUCUUCAUGUUGUGGCUCGAAAAGAAAGCAAAGUGACAUAGUGUGAACAUCACAACGAGUGACCGUUCACAGUGCAUCGGUUUAAGCUACAAUGGAAAUCAAGCGUUUCUGUUCCAUCGUGGUCGUCAUGGUGACCCUCACUCACUGAGCUGUGGUUACUUACGACCACUCAUAUUGUGUAGCGAUGCAGUUUCAUGAGUUUCCUGGGUGGUUGCUCUUUGUCAAUGAUGUGUAUUAAAGAGGAUAUAAGGCAUUUUGUGGAUAAAUGAUUCUUGUUUCGGAAUAGAGAGGUGGACGUUUUUCGUAGAUCUAAAAGCAGUUUUUAUUUUUGUUGGAUUUUAUAAAAAUGUAUAUUGGGUUCAAAAGGCAGAAAAAAAAGAAAAAAAAAAUGGAGGAGAAAAAAACCCAACAAAAAUGACAGACGUCUUAGUUGUAUAUUAAUAUCACAUUGUUUGCAAAGCACAUCUCAUUUGAUAAAGGCUCACCGUGUUUGUAAACAAGAAAUAACCACGUAACUUAAAUGUGUGUCAAAUAUUGUUGAGUCACGCCGAAGAUCACCUAUUUAUAUUUUGUAUUUGUCCAAAAGAAUUCACAGAAAAAAGUUUAUUUGCAGUGUUCUUUCAAGAGGCCAUGAGUUACACGUUGUCAGACAGCCCCUGAAUCUUUGAACAAGGAACUCUGGAGAGGUCAGAGGUCACACUAAUGACAUAAUAAGGAGACUGCAGUGUUAAUAAAAGUUAUUCCUUAAAAGUUAUUUUUUCUUUUCAAUGCAUUUAUGCCAAGUUACCGGCAACCCCGAACUCUCCUUCACCGGCGCAUCUUUAAAAAUAUUACGUCGUAAGCAUGAAGAACUGUACAGAUGUUUAUAUUCUAUUGUUUCCAAGUGCCAGUUUUUUGUGGUGUCAUUUGGAUAUUAACUAAUUCAAUUAAUGUGCAAGAAGAGCGUACGGGAGGGCGAGUGGAUCUGGAUGUUUAAGGCAAAACAAACGAGUUACAUCGCCACUGUACAAAAAACAGAACAUCAUGUUUGGUCACAUAGAAUAUAUUUUUACAACGCGUCGGGGUCGGCAGAUGAGAUGGCAGAGAAAUACAAAAUCGUAAUGACGUUUUUCUCUUUCUCGGUGAGACUUCGCACUAAGUCCAGUGAACCUAAUCUCCUUUCCAGCCUCUGUCUUUCGGAGCAACGGAAAUAGAAUCCAAUUCAAGUUGGCGUCACUCAUGCGUCAUCAAGGCGAAUGGCAUGUGCCUGCAUUGAAGUCUGAUUUUUUUUUCUUUGUGACGUAUGUGACUUUAUGAAGCUUGCAUAUUUUACACAGUGUUUACAAAGAUGUAUGUUGUGGUAAAAAUCAAUAAACUACAAAAAAACUUAGUGUAUAGAUUUUAAUUUCAAAGGUUUAAAAAAAAAAAAAAAGUGAUGACACCCGACAUCCCCUUUGUGUGUCCUCAGAAGUGUGUGCUUUCAUUUGGACAGCCCUGAACCCCGGCGACUCUUCACUGCACCUCACAGUUCCACAACCAAAGGAUUUCCAGUAGUAUUUACAUGCAUUCAUAAAGGGGGGGUCGGGGGGUGGUUGGUUUUUGCGGGAAAUGCGGGACACGGACAGACAUCGAGUCACACAGACGUACCUGUGUAGAUAGAACUGAUUCCAGAAGGUCAAAGUAAAGUAACUGUACUACUCGGUAGCAGAUGUGUUUGUACCUUUCAUGUGCCUUAAUCUUUUCCAUGAUAGAUAAAGAUAAGUGUGUUUUAUAUAACUUCAUUCCUCCCUUUCAUCUGUCCAUUCUGUCUGUUCACACACCCCCCGCCCCCCUCCUCCCUUUUGCUUUCACUCAAGUCACUCAUUCGGUCAUCCUGCACCCCCUUUGUCUCCCCCCCUCGCCACCCACAACCCCUGGUAGGAUAGACUGUUGGUGGGUUUCUGCAUUGUAUUACAUUUAUUAUAAACUUUUAAACAGACAGUCAUUCAAACAAUGAUUUUAAUUUCCUAGAGGAGUGAAGUUCUUAAUGCUUUGGUAGCGAGCAGAAGCGAUGCCACAGUGAGAAUGUAUUGUGUUAAUUUUACUAAUACCCAAAUCACACUUGUUAAACAUAACGGAAAAUACCAGCUUGUAGAGUAUACAUUUGGUGUGUUUUCAAUAAAUCAUGCCUGGAAUGAUA
Gasterosteus aculeatus aculeatus (three-spined stickleback) is the source of this 6475-nucleotide messenger RNA. It is a transcript of the gene arvcfb, whose product is annotated as ARVCF delta catenin family member b. Gene Ontology annotation, molecular function: protein binding. The record is from RefSeq and is a predicted model, not a curated record. Lineage: Eukaryota; Metazoa; Chordata; Actinopteri; Perciformes; Gasterosteidae. Gene Ontology annotation, cellular component: nucleus; cytoplasm; adherens junction. Gene Ontology annotation, biological process: cell-cell adhesion.